GCGGAGCUUCUCCCUUCGGCUAGAGUCUGAACGGGAAAGGAAAGAAAGAGAGAAAAGCAGCCGCCGCCGCCGCCGCUCCUUCGCCGCCCUCUCCUCCUCAGUUCGCCUCGCGCCCCUCAGUUGCCGGCUGCGCCGCUUGCGUGACGACGCCGUUGCCGCCUCCUUCUCCUCUUCGUUGGCCCCCCCCUUCUCGCCGUCUCGUGCGUUGGCCGUUGAGGUUCGGACCCGGUUCGCGCUCGCUCGCCUUCUUCCUCCCUCGCUGGCUGGCUGGCUGCUCCCCCGCCUCCGUCCUCUCUCUCGCCGCCCCGCCGCCAUGGCCAACUACAUCCACGUGCCGCCCGGCUCGCCGGAGGUGCCGAAGCUGGACAUCGUCGUCAGCGAGAGGGACCCGUCGGGCGGCGGCGGUGGUGGUGGAGGGCCGGGCUACCGCCGCGGGGCUCUGCAGCUGCUCCGCCGCCUCAGGCCUGACUGGAAGCCCGAGGAGGUGACGCUGAAGGUAUUUACGGAUGGAAUCACGAAUAAACUUAUUGGCUGUUAUGUAGGCGAAGAAAUGGAUGAUGUUGUCCUUGUUAGAAUUUAUGGAAACAAGACGGAGCUGUUAGUGGAUAGAGAGGAGGAAGUGAAGAGCUUCCGUGUGUUGCAGGCCCAUGGUUGUGCACCACAGCUCUAUUGUACUUUCAGUAAUGGUCUGUGUUACGAGUUCAUGCAAGGAGAAGCAUUAGAUCCAGAACAUGUUUGCAGUCCAGAGAUAUUCAGGCUCAUAGCAAGGCAACUUGCUAAAAUACAUGCUAUUCAUGCUCACAAUGGGUGGAUCCCCAAGUCUAAUUUGUGGCUGAAGAUGGGAAAAUAUUUCUCUCUUAUACCAACAGAAUUUGCAGACAAGGAGUUACACAAAAGGUUUCUAAGCGAUGUCCCAAGUCCUCAAAUUCUUCAGGAAGAAAUGGCAUGGAUGAAGGAGAGACUGUCCAACCUGGGCUCCCCAGUGGUACUUUGUCAUAAUGAUCUGUUGUGUAAAAAUAUAAUCUACAAUGGAAAACAAGGUGAUGUUCAGUUCAUUGACUACGAGUACUCUGGAUAUAAUUACCUGGCUUACGACAUUGGAAACCACUUCAAUGAAUUUGCAGGCGUGAGCGAGGUAGACUAUAGCCUCUAUCCAAGCAGAAAACUGCAAGAGCAGUGGCUGAGAGCUUACUUGGAAGCCUACAAGGAGUAUAAAGGAUAUGGGACCGAUGUCACUGAGAAAGAGGUUGAGAUGCUUUAUGUUCAAGUCAACCAGUUUGCUCUGGCUUCUCACUUUUUCUGGGGAUUGUGGGCCCUAAUUCAAGCAAAAUACUCCACCAUCGACUUUGAUUUUCUAGGGUACGCAAUUGUCCGCUUCAAUCAGUACUUCAAAAUGAAGAAUGAAGUUAUGACAUUAAAACUUCCGGAGUAAUGACUAAGAAGUUCAGUUAUCCAUAUUUGGGUGAUUCCCGAAAGCUUUUUCGUCUUGAGUACAGAUAAUGGAAAAAGCUAAACAUUUGUUAGUUUUGUAAUGUUCCUAUGGUGGUUUUGCUUUUCAUUGAUGCCUCUAAAAAACAAUCUUUUAAUGUUAAACCUAAAAUGAAGAUCGUACUGCUGUCGUAGAAGGAAUAGAAGCAUUAGAUUUAUAAAGCAUAGGGAGAGCAAACUUAAUCCUUUCUCUUGUAAUUUUUAACGUGAUAAAUGUGAACUAUUUAUUAUGAAUUUAACAUUCCAUUGCUGCUUUACAUCAGUUCUCUUUAAGGGAGGGAAUGUUGGCUAUAAAAUGGUGAUGGACAUUUUUCACAUCUUAUGUUAUAGUGACAUUAACUUAUGAGAAACUUGGUCAGUAUAAAAAUGCUUCACUGCAAACUGUGCACAACUCUAUACAUGAACCAGGAGCAGUUUUCAUUGAAGUGCAAGUCAGUGGUGCUGACUGAUUGGAGUGGCUUGGGCAAAAUUUUACUCUCAAAAAUACAUCUCUGGGCUCUACCCAAGUACUGUGAUGAUAAAGUGUGGACAUCCUUGUUUAAAACAGAUGGAAAUUUUACAGAGGCCUGCUUGGUCCUUGAGAAAAACAUACCACCACAAUGUUGUGUCUGUAUAGGUUUUAUUAAAUUGGAGGAGGAGUUAGCUUUUAACUUCAAAUGUAAGCUUCAAAUGACCACUGUUCCAGAGUAUCAUGUUGUUAUCUCCCUUUAAAAGAUUUUUUAAAAGAAAAAUUACUGACACAUAGUCUAGGGAUAGAUAUGUUCAUAAGAUACUGUAAUAAAUGCCAACAGGACAGGCAUUUGAGCAGUCCUGUAGAGCUUGGAAGCAAAGCUGUAUCUUUAAGGUUUACGAUCUGUUCAAUCUUUCUUGCUUUUCUGAUUUUUUGCCUUGCUUUCUUGUCUUCAGUCAUUGAUCUGUUGGUAGAUUUUCCAUAUUUUCUUUGCAAGAUGAUGGCAAACCCAUCUUAUGGCUAGUAGUCCUGUGCAUGGUUCAGUUCGGAGGCUAUUGUCAAGGCCUCCGAACCAGUCCGGAAUUCCGGGGGUUCGGUUCGGCCCGGGGCGGGGGAGUGUGUCUUUAAGGGGGUGGUGGUAGUACUCCCCCCCCACCGCUCUUCUCCCUCCGGCGCUGACGCUUUUCCAAACGUUCUUGGGGCGGCAGAGUUCCCCCCUGCCGCCCCUGACCCUGUCAUUGUCCUUGU
This is a messenger RNA of Hemicordylus capensis (graceful crag lizard), 2686 nucleotides long. RefSeq names its product ethanolamine kinase 1 (gene ETNK1). Gene Ontology annotation, molecular function: ethanolamine kinase activity. Gene Ontology annotation, cellular component: cytoplasm. Bases 314 to 1432 code for a protein of 372 amino acids. Gene Ontology annotation, biological process: phosphatidylethanolamine biosynthetic process. The record is from RefSeq and is a predicted model, not a curated record. The transcript has 8 exons. Lineage: Eukaryota; Metazoa; Chordata; Lepidosauria; Squamata; Cordylidae.